Molecule: messenger RNA, 4578 nt
Organism: Trichechus manatus latirostris (Florida manatee)
Lineage: Eukaryota; Metazoa; Chordata; Mammalia; Sirenia; Trichechidae
Gene: ARHGAP30
Product: Rho GTPase activating protein 30
Exons: 12
Coding region: 270-3581 (1103 amino acids)
Biological process (GO): small GTPase-mediated signal transduction
Molecular function (GO): GTPase activator activity
Source: RefSeq, a predicted model, not a curated record
GGGCCGAGCAGGGCGAGUGCCAGGCUGGGCCACGAGACACAGCUUCUUGCCAGGGUCCUGGAGCUUCCUCUUCCAUAGCCACUUCCGUGUGAUCGGGGCCCCAGAGGCAGGAGCUUCGACCCGUUGCCCAGGCCACCCUCCACCCCCAGUUCGGAGCCCUGCCUCCCUGGGGCCGGGCCAAGCCCAGAGGCUGGCUUGGGAUCCCAUGGGGGGCUGGUAGAGGUCUUGGGGGACAGAGGCGGCUGGGCCAGAGCCCUGGGGCUCCGGCCAUGAAGUCUCGGCAGAAAGGAAAGAAGAAGGGCAGCUCCAAGGAGCGGGUGUUUGGGUGUGACUUGCAGGAGCACCUGCAGCACUCAGGCCAGGAGGUGCCCCAGGUGCUAAGAAGCUGUGCAGAGUUUGUGGAGGAGUAUGGAGUGGUGGAUGGGAUCUACCGCCUCUCAGGGGUCUCCUCCAACAUCCAGAGGCUCCGGCAGGAGUUUGAGGCAGACCGGAAGCCAGACCUGCGUCGGGAUGUUUACCUCCAGGACAUUCACUGUGUCUCCUCCCUGUGCAAGGCCUAUUUCAGAGAACUGCCAGACCCCCUGCUCACUUACCGGCUCUAUGACAAGUUUGCUGAGGCUGUGGCAGUGCAGAUGGAGCCUGAGCGCUUGGUCAAGAUCCUAGAAGUGCUUCGAGAACUCCCUGUCCCAAACUACAGGACCCUGGAGUUUCUUAUGCAGCACUUGGUCCACAUGGCCUCAUUCAGCGCCCAGACCAACAUGCACGCCCGCAACCUGGCCAUUGUGUGGGCCCCAAACCUGCUCAGGUCUAAGGACAUAGAGGCCUCGGGCUUCAAUGGGACAGCAGCCUUCAUGGAGGUGCGUGUGCAGUCCAUUGUCGUCGAGUUCAUCCUCACACAUGUGGACCAGCUCUUCGGGGGUGCUGCCCUUUCUGGUGGUGAAGCGGAGGGUGGAUGGCGAUUGCUUUCAGGGGCCCGGGCAUCAAACAGCACCGAGGACUUUAUGCCGAGGUCCCUCCCCCACCACCUGCCUAGCAUUCUGCAGGCUGGCGAUGGACCCCCACAGAUGCGGCCCUAUCACACUAUCAUUGAGAUUGCUGAACACAAGAGGAAGGGGUCUUUGAAGGUCAGGAAAUGGAGAUCCAUCUUCAAUCUGGGUCGCUCUGGCCAUGAGACAAAGCGUAAACUUCCACGAGGGGGUGAAGACAGGGAGGACAAGUCUGGUAAGGGGACACUGCGGCCAGCCAAGAGCAUGGACUCAUUGAGUGCUGCAGCUGGGGCCAGCGAUGAGCCAGAGGGGCUGAUGGGACCCAGCCGUCCUCGGCCAAGCCCGCUGCUUCCUGAGAGCUUGGAGAACAAUUCUGCAGAGGCAGCAGAGGGCGAGCAGGAGCCUGAGGCAGAAGCACUGGGUGGCACGAACUCUGAGCCAGGCACACCACGAGCUGGGCGGUCAGCAGCCCGGGCUGGAGGCACCAGCCGUUCAGAGCGCUGUGCUGGCGUCCACAUCUCAGACCCCUACAACAUCAGCCUCCCCCUACAUAUCACCUCUAUCCUCAAUAUGCCCCCAAACAUCAUCUCCAAUGUCUCAUUGGUCAGGCUCACCCGUGGCCUUGAGUGCCCUGCCCUACAGCACCGGCCAAGUCCUGCCUCUGGCCGCGGCCCUGGCCCCGGCCCUGGCCCCGGCCCCCCAGAUGAGAAGUCGGAGGCAAGUCCAGCUCCAGGUUCCUUGGCUGACUCAGGCCCAGCGGACAUGGCUCCUGCCCUGGAGGACUCCCUGUCCCAGGAGGUGCAAGAUUCCUUCUCCUUCCUAGAGGACUCAAGCGGCUCAGAGCCUGAGUGGGUGGGGGUGGAGGAUGGGGAUGUGGCCAAGGCAGGAGCAGCAGGAGCAGCCUUCUCCCCUGGGGAGGACGACCCUGGGAUGGGCUACCUAGAGGAGCUCCUGGGAGUUGAGCCUCAGGUAGAGGAGUUCUCUGUGGAGCCACCCUUGGAUGACCUCUCUCUGGAUGAGGCACAGUUUGUCCUAGCUCCCAGCUGCUGUUCCCUGGACUUUGCUGACCCCAGGCCUGAAGCAGAGGAGGAAAGUGGGGAGGAAGUCUUCCUGAGUGCCUACGAUGACCUAAGUCCCCUUCUGGAGCCCAAACCCCUGAACUGGGAAAGUCUAGGGAGUCUGGAGGAAAAGGCAGCAGGGUAUGCAAGACAGGCUCCAGGGCAGGCUGAGGGAGAGGAGGCAUGCAUGGAAGUUGGGGAGAGUGAGGAGGCUGAGCCUGGAAACAGAUGGGACAUGAGGGAGGAGGCCGAGGGGAGUCCAGAGACCAAGGUAGAGGCUGGAGGGUCAGGUGAGGAAGGAGUGGAGGCUGAGGGAGGCCAAGAUGUGAUGGGCAGUUUGAGAGAAGGGAGUGGGGAAGAGACAGAGGCCAAGUCCAAAAGUCAGAAUGAAGCUGAGAAUAUGGAGGAGGCUAAGGGUGUGGAGGAACCAGGAGGAGAGCAGAGUAAAGAUGAGGAGAAGGAAACAGAGACUGAGAGAAAAGAAGAGGCUGAAGGAGGAGAGGAGACCCAGGUAGAAGCUGGAAAGGACCCAGAGUAUGGGGCCCAGGAACACCAAGUUGAUGAGGAGAGCUGGGAAGUUGUAUAUAAACAAGAGGCUGAGGGAGGCAGACAAGAUGAUGUCAAAGGACAGAGAGGGGAUGGGGGUCAAGAGGCAAGAGAAGACCAAGGAAAUGAUGAAGACAUCAGAAUCCCAGAGGAAGCAGCUGGAGGAGGUGCAGGGGAGGUCAGCAAGGAAUGGGACAGAGGGGAUGGAGAGGCUGAGGGAGACCAGAGGGCCAGAGGCCACCAUUUUGAAGAAGGCACCCUCCCUGAAGGGUCAGGUGGAGAGUCCCUGGGAGUUAACAGUGCCAAAGCGGGCAAUGACCAGCCCUCUGAUGGGGAACAAGCGGCCCCACAGCCACCCCAGCCAGAGGAGAUGGAGCCUGAGGGGCAGCUCCGUCCGGAGGGCUGUGAUCUGUGCCCCUGUUCCCCUGGCUUAGCAGGUGGUGUAGGCAUGCGCCUGGCUUCCACCCUGGUUCAGGUCCAACAGGUCCGCUCUGUGCCUGUGGUGCCCCCUAAACCGCAGUUUGCCAAGAUGCCCAGUGCACUGUGUAGCAAGAUCCAUGUGGCACCUGCAAACCCAUGUCCAAGGCCUGGACGGCUUGAUGGGACUCCUGGGGAAAGGGCUUGGGGGUCCCGAGCGUCCCGCUCCUCCUGGAGGAAUGGGGGCAGUCUUUCCUUUGAUGCUGCUGUGGCCCUGGCCCGGGACCGCCAGAGGACUGAGGCUCAGGGAGUUCGGCGGACCCAGACCUGUACUGGAGGUGGGGAUUACAGCUUCAUCCCCAGAACCGUCCCCUGUAGCAUGAUCGCUGCCCAUUCUCAUCGGCCCCUUAGCUGCCUGGAGCAGCCAUCUGAAGGCUCAGAAGGAUCUGGAUCCCGGAGUCGGCUUAGUCUGCCCCCCAGAGAACUCCAGCCCCCUGAUCCCCUUAUGCCCCCCCAGCGCCGAACGUAUGCAUUUGAAACACAGGGUAACCUUGGGAAAAGUGAGGAACUGUGAUUAGGACUUGGGCAAUGAGACUAGUAGUAAGCUGUCUUGAAUCUCCAGGGUCCCUGACCUAACUCUACAGGCUUUGGCCUCUUGCUUCUCUUUUUGACUGUGGGAGGCCACAGGUUAGUUCGUUUACCUAAGCUUGUCUAAGACAGAAAGCACUUAUCCCUUAGGAGAGUCCUAAGCAAGUUGCCAAGAUCCUGUUCCCAGGGAGUGGGGUUAUUGGCUAAAGGGAACAUAGCCGGUGCCAUCAAGUCGAUUCCAACUCAUAGCGUCCCUAUAGGACAGAGUAGAACUGCCCCACAGGGUUUCCAAAGAGUGGCUGGUGGAUUUGAACUGCCGACCUUUUGGUUAGCAGCCGAACCCUUAACCACUGUGCCAACAGGAACAUAGGUUGGCAGAAAACUUAGAUGUUUUCCAAAGUGAAGAAUGGAGGGGGAAUUCCAGCCAAGUUCCUGCUUUCCUCUGAGGCUAUGAACCUUCAUGGAAGCUUAAGGUGAAGUGGGGUGGGCAGGGUCAGGUCAGAGCCUACCACACACAAACAUUCUGUGUUGCCCAUCCCUGUUCUGUUCCCAGACCCUUGACUAGUUCCUGACCUGCUGAGCUUCGGAUUAGGGAGUAACUUGUCCAGGAAGCUCUUUGAAGGCUUCCGUGUUUGUUGGGAAGACUGAUGAUCUUUCCAGCUCACCCACCCUCUGUCACCAGUCACCUUAAAGAAGAGGGGUCCUCUACAGAUCUCUCUGGCCUCUCCUUUUCCCUUUGAAAUAACUUCCUCUCUCUGCUUCAGUUAAGAUUUACAGCCUUGGAAACCCUAUGGGAGCAGUUGUACUCUGUCCUAUAUGGUCACUAAGAGUUGGAAUCGACUCGAUGGCAGUGGGUAUGGUUUUGGUUAUCUUAUGGAAGGGAAAUGGGGCCACGGGGCUGCUUUUUCAGACCGGCUGAGCCACAGGUUCCACUCCAGUAAGGGGCAAUGUCUCUGAAUAAAAGUUGUAUCUUUACACGUAAA